Messenger RNA from Enterobius vermicularis (human pinworm), 384 nucleotides. Lineage: Eukaryota; Metazoa; Nematoda; Chromadorea; Rhabditida; Oxyuridae. The record is from the annotation of a GenBank genome assembly.
AUGAAGCUUUUGUCAUCAGCAUGCAACGAUACUGAAGAAGUCAUUUAUAAUCCUGGAAGUUGGAAUGAGCAUUACACUUCAGAAACUUGGCUCUGUACCAAAGAAACGAAUAUAACUUCUGUUUAUAAUUUUGUGGAGAUGAACGAUAUGUAUAAUGUGACUUUGUGGCUACAGGGUGAAGAAUGGUUAAACAUUGUUCACGUAUUCGUGUACAGCGAAAAUAACGUAGUUAAAGCAGAAGCAGUUAUGCAAACAGUCACUGUGAUACAUUUUUGUACUCCAGCGGUGGCUGUUCGUGACAGCUUUGAAGUUCUUGAUGCAUAUUCGGUGAGAAACGUAUCAAAAGCUGAAAAUUCAAGUUUACCACUGCAAACUUUUGCAUAA